Molecule: messenger RNA, 1669 nt
Organism: Closterium sp. NIES-65
Lineage: Eukaryota; Viridiplantae; Streptophyta; Zygnematophyceae; Desmidiales; Closteriaceae
Source: the annotation of a GenBank genome assembly
AGCCCCUCUAAACGGUGCUGCUGGUCUGGUGUGGGUGGCAUGCGGCGCAGAGAUAGCAGCAGCCCUCUCUGUCAUCCCCACGUGCCCAAUCCCUUCUUUCCGCUUGCUCCUCCCCCCCCUCUCUAUCCCACCCCUCUCCCUCCUCUUCCAGAGCCCCUCUAAACGGUGCUGCUGGUCUGGUGUGGGUGGCAUGCGGCGCAGAGAUAGCAGCAGCCCUCUCUGUCAUCCCCACGCGCCCAAUCCCUUCUUUCCGCUUGCUCCUCCCCCCCCCUCUCUAUCCCACCCCUCUCCCUCCUCUUCCAGAGCCCCUCUAAACGGUGCUGCUGGUCUGAGCCCCUCUAAACGAGCCCCUCUAAACGGUGCUGCUGGUCUGGUGUGGGUGGCAUGCGGCGCAGAGAUUGCAGCAGCACUCUCUGUCAUCCCCACGUGCCCAAUCCCUUCUUUCCGCUUGCUCCUCCCCCCCCUCUCUAUCCCACCCCUCUCCCUCCUCUUCCAGAGCCCCUCUAAACGGUGCUGCUGGUCUGGUGUGGGUGGCAUGCGGCGCAGAGAUAGCAGCAGCCCUCUCUGUCAUCCCCACGCGCCCAAUCCCUUCUUUCCGCUUGCUCCUCCCCCCCCCUCUCUAUCCCACCCCUCUCCCUCCUCUUCCAGAGCCCCUCUAAACGGUGCUGCUGGUCUGGUGUGGAUGGCAUGCGGCGCAGAGAUAGCAGCAGCCCUCUCUGUCAUCCCCACAUGCCCAAUCCCUUCUUUCCGCUUGCUCCUCCCCCCCCUCUCUAUCCCACCCCUCUCCCUCCUCUUCCAGAGCCCCUCUAAACGAGCCCCUCUAAACGGUGCUGCUGGUCUGGUGUGGGUGGCAUGCGGCGCAGAGAUAGCAGCAGCCCUCUCUGUCAUCCCCACGUGCCCAAUCCCUUCUUUCCGCUUGCUCCUCCCCCCCCCUUCUCUAUCCCACCCUUCUCCCUCCUCUUCCAGAGCCCCUCUAAACGAGCCCCUGUUCAUGGUUCUUUUCGCAGAGGGGCGGGACCGGAUGUGCCUCGAGGCGCCAGACCAUGCCAUAGACUUCUACCCAACGCUCGAACAGCGCGUGCAGGUGUUGUACGAGGUUAUCAGCGAGACGCACAUCAUCAACAUGAUGCAGCUGCGAGAGGCUAUGGAAGACAAAAACAUCAUAGGCGCUUUUAAACGCGCCUGGACGUCAUGGAAGAACGAACGUGGCUUCCACCUCAAGCGCAGAGUGCUCGUCACUUUCGGCAAGAAGGUGGAAGGCCUGCGUGCAGCCGAACUGUGGAUGGGCACCAAGAAGAAGCGGAAGAUGUGGAAAAAAUACCAACCGACACAUACCCCCAAUGCAUCCCCACUUUGGCACGCGACUACAUACCUGCUCUCCUCGCCCAAGCUUGUAGCGCAUGUGCAAACACAUCCGCAUGACAGCCAUCCGUUGGUUCUUCUCCCACACUCCCCUUCUCCCGCCCCCCGUUUAACUCCCGCCCUCCUCUUCUCUCCCGCCACCCCCUUCUCUCCCGCCCUCCCUUCCUCUACCGCCCUCCCCUUCUCUCCCGCCCUCCCCUUCUCUCCCGCCCUCCCCCUAUCUCCCGCCCACCCCUGCUCUCCCGCCCUCUCGCCAUUCAUUCCCCCCCGCCCUCGAUGUUCAUCCAUACCCUUUGGACAACCCUAA